Messenger RNA from Orbilia oligospora ATCC 24927, 3477 nucleotides. RefSeq lists its product as uncharacterized. The transcript has 9 exons. The record is from RefSeq and is a predicted model, not a curated record. NCBI's taxonomy places the organism in Eukaryota, Fungi, Ascomycota, Orbiliomycetes, Orbiliales, Orbiliaceae. The coding region runs from base 1 to 3477 and encodes 1158 amino acids. Gene Ontology annotation, cellular component: cytoplasmic vesicle. Gene Ontology annotation, biological process: regulation of Rab protein signal transduction.
AUGUCUUCCAGCGACGCGACUUCCGCCCCAUUGGCGGAGUACUUCUGGAUCGCUGGAAUGGAUACCAACUCUUAUUGGACUUCCCAACCACCAAAGUCUAUACAAACAACGCAACUGCCAGUCCGAGGAAGCCUUAUCGCUGAAGACUUGUCCGAAGCUGGAGAGCCUGAGGAUCAAGUAUAUCCUGCUCGGGACGAUUCGUUGGGGUUUCGCUCCCAGGUAGACAAAAGAAGCUCCGAUAGGAUCGAAAAUGUCUCCUCAGGGGUGCAAGCAGGUGGUUUCCUGGACAGCACCAGAACAUCUACUAUCGCAGAAGCUGCCACCGGUGAUAGUCUAGGUUCCAGAAUGUCGACACUUUCGACAAAUUCCGCCAGCCCAAGCUUCGCGGAUACAAAACGCUCAAGCCAGAGCAGCAAUGCCACUAUCAUUGCUGCUAAUUCCAAUGGGCAGCCCCGACAGACCACCAAUAGCCAUGGGGAUGCUUUCGGGCAUCUUUCCCACCUAGGAAUCGGUGACUUCGAUUUCGAUACUGCCCUCCGGAAAUUCGCGACUGAACGAGAGAACUUCCUGGAGGAUCUCUCCUUUUCAGCUGGGGAAGUCCAACACCAGCCCAAGAAACCGCCCCCGGUGAAUCCACGGAUUCAGAAAGUUAUGGAUGGGAACAACGGUUCUUCUGGUCUAACGAAAAGCGGUUCUUUACGGCGGCGUAUAUCUUUGCGGGACCUCAAUUCUAUGCGAAGGGCCCCUUCAGUAGUAAACCGGGCAGGUGAGUCGCAUAUCAGUAUUCGAACUGGGGUUGGAACAAGUCUUAAUACAAAUAACCGAUCUAAAUUAGCAUCCAUACGGACUUCGAAACGAUUAUCAAAUUACAAUUCUGUGAUUCAAGUUCCGGAGCCCCUUGCCAUGGACCCUAAAAUGCAUCCACUCAAGCGGAAGUUCGAACCGGUCCUUCUCGAUAGAUACCCUCCAAAGUCAAGCGAGUCGACGGAACAACGGAUUUCGUUUGCCUUCCCAAAUGAUAUCAACAUAGUAUCGGCCGAUGAGCGGCCUCGGUCUACAUGGCAUGGUUUUUGUAUGACCGGUGGUGAUAAUUCAAGGCUUUACGGAAUUUGCGUUUUGAUAUGGAUCCCCUUGAACCAAAAGGCAGCGGAAGAUGUUGAACGCCAGUGCGAAGAAUGGCGACGAGAUAACAUGAGCCCCGAGGAGAGGGAAUUGGCCAGCAGUCUAGGAGAGAGGCUUGCAAGCGAAAGGGCAAAACUAUCUAGGCUUUUAGCUCAGCUGCCAUCAGUCGUCUCCGACUUGAAGGCUAGAGAAGCGCUCGAUGACGAGAUUAAUGCAACCGAGGAAAAGAUUGGGUUGAUGGCGGAUCUCCUUCGCCCUGUCCGACAUGGUGCCGCUUCUAAAAUCGAAGGACUGACUGAUGGGGAAAGUGGGCUUUGGAUACCUCGGGCAUAUGGGGUGCUUGGGAAAGAUCCUGCACUGACAUCUUUUUACAAGGAAUGGCUCAAGGCUGUUGUUGUGCCUAUGGUUGAUGGCUGGGUUGCCCAAGUACCCCCACCCUCGCCGAGGGUUGGGAUGUGGCAGCCGCUUGAGAGAUAUGUUGUCAAUCUGUGUGACGAAGCGAUGAUGCCGGUCAAUUCCAAAACUCAAGUUGAGCUUGCAAUCAGGGAGCUACAUCUAUACGCGCGGAAGGAGGCCUUGAACGAAGUACCAGGAUCUAGGAACGUUGACCUCUAUCCGUUGUUUAGAUCUUUGACACUUGAAAAUAUCAUCACGCUUUUCGAAUAUUGUCUAGCGGAGUCCAGAAUCAUUCUGCUCUCAUCGAGUACAACUAUGCUGACGCUGGCGUCCAGCACUUUAUUAAACCUGCUAUAUCCGUUUACAUGGGCGGGGAUUUAUAUACCAAUCCUGCCUGCGAGGUUACUGUCUGCGAUUGAGGCACCUUGCCCCUAUAUCGUUGGUGUAGAAAAGCGCUACGAGAAGCUCGAGUUCCCAGAAGAUGGGUGUGUCGUUUGCGACUUAGACGACAACUCUAUUCUAUCUUACGCAGAACCGACGAGACUCCCCAAACAGCAGCGUAGGAAACUUAUGGCUCUACUGCAGCUUGCAGCCCCUCACCAUAACCGCUUUGGAGUUGAAAUCGGCCCCCCUAUUUAUGCGGCGGAGACAUUUCCAUAUAACUCGUUCGCUGCUGAGAACGCGAGUAUAUUCUCCUCGAUCCCUUCCCCAUCCAUGCUUGCCAGGCUAGUUUCGCUUCCCUCAAACUCUUUUGGCGACGUAGCCGCAUCCCCUGGUAGCUAUCGACGCCCAAUUUUCAACGUUUUUCUCCAAGCCCGAACACUGGGUCGCCCACAAGAACUCCGUCCAACUACUAGCGGGACUAUCAAAGGCGGGAACCCUCCUUCCCCAAAUUCCCCGAGGUCGGGCUUGGGGUCAUCAUCCUCCAGAGCCGAGUCUGGAAACACCUUAACUGCCACCCUUCGCGGGAAGCGGUCUGGCAAUUUUGAAACGUUAGCGCAACGGAGAAGUUCUUCGUUCGGGGUAGAUAGACAGGUGCCAAACCUACGCCGCCCGAGCGUGCCAUUUACAAACCAUUCACCAUCUCCGUCAACAUCAUCGUUAGUCGAAACUGGAUCCACAUAUAACCAAUACCCCCCUUCAGUUUACACUCCAUCAACUCUUGCAGCAUCAACUAUCAUACCUCAGAUGCUCGUACAACCUGUUCGUGAUACAGCUACCACCAAAUGGGUGGAAGGGCAUUGUCUACAUUGGCAAUCGGUGGACUUCGAUUCUUCCUGUUCGGUAUGUGAGGAAAAGUCGGAUGAGGGUCUGUACCACUGCACGGCCUGUAAUGUUAUUGCUCACAACAGAUGCUCCAGCUCGCUGUUCCUUCCAUGCCCGGCGGCCUUCCAUCCCGAGCAAGUACGAGCGGCUUUCCUACGUUGUUUCGCUAGCUUGCUCUAUACGUACCGUAGAUUUAUGCAACCGUCUUCUGGAGAUCCGAAGAAGGGGGGUAAAAUCUUUAAGUUCAAUAUUGACGGUUUCAUUCGGAGUUUACCUGGGGAUGCAGGCGAAUAUGUGUCCUUUUUGAACGAAACGCAGGCCUUCAACGAAUUCAUUGAAGAACGAGAAAGCUUACGUGCGGAUGAUCCAAAGGUAAUGCUCUUUGAACAGGUUAUAAUGUCGAAAAAGAAUCGCGGCAGGUCCAAUUUCUUCGGCAAGACAAAGGAUAUAACCUACCUCAGUGAUUCAUCUGAGCAUCUCUGGAGGACUUGCAGUGUAGCUGUCCCGAUUUCGUCGAGAACUGGAGAAACCAAAGCCUUGCCGAAUCGUACCCCCGCAAAACUCGAUCCUAAUCUCAUGAAAGAACCUCGUAUCCAACAUGGUGCCCCGAAAGUUAAACCAGGGAAGCCCAUCAGAAAGCCCAUUCCCUCCGGGCCAAGAAUGGCAGAGACUCACUUAGCUGACAUCCGGUGA